Drosophila innubila is the source of this 1322-nucleotide messenger RNA. RefSeq names its product nucleosome assembly protein 1-like 1-A. Lineage: Eukaryota; Metazoa; Arthropoda; Insecta; Diptera; Drosophilidae. Bases 82 to 1296 code for a protein of 404 amino acids. Gene Ontology annotation, biological process: nucleosome assembly. The record is from RefSeq and is a predicted model, not a curated record. The transcript has a single exon. Gene Ontology annotation, molecular function: chromatin binding; histone binding. Gene Ontology annotation, cellular component: chromatin; nucleus.
AUAGAAAGCCACAAAAACUUGUCAAGUUCGUAGUCGAAAUUCACCAUCAAAAUUCGCAGUUUUUGUUUUUUUUUUUUAAAGAUGUACAACAUUGGCAACAGUUCGGAAAUGAGUUCUAAUGCCACCAUAGUAAAUGUGGGCAGUGCGAUGAAGACGACAAAAACCCAAAACAAAAUUCGUCAUCGCAGCCGGAGUCCAUGUAGGAGCCACAGUCGUAGUCGGAGUAGAAGUAGGAGUCAAAGUCCUGGUGCGAUUUCGGAGAUUAUGAAAUUAAAUCCAUCGGAGAUGCCAUCAAAUAGUCGCCGGGCAUUUCUACAGCAUAUGGUGGAUAGUUUGCCCAAGACGGUUCAGAAUCGUGUGCUGGCUUUAAAGCACAAUCAAUUGCAACAGAUUAAAAUAUCGGAGCAGUUUUUCCGUGAGGUCUAUGAGCUGGAGAAACGAUUCUAUGGUCAGAGCUGCACGUUGUUUGAUGCCCGCCGUGAUAUUGUCGCCGGCAAUGUGGAACCUCCAACAAUUGAGCGCUAUUGGCACGAGGAGCCCGAUGAGUUGCUCGAGGAGAUUAAGGCGACGGCGGAAUUUCGACAGAUGACCGAACAGCUACAGCAACAGUUGCCCGCUAAUGCGGUGGGCGUGCCACAAUUUUGGUUAACAGUGUUUCGGAAUGUAGCACUCAUCUCGGAUCUGGUGCAGGAGCAUGACGAGCCAUUGCUUGAGUGCCUGGUGGAUGUGAGGAUAAGCUACGAUCCGGACAGCUAUACCAUACACUUUCAGUUUCGUCCCAACGAAUAUCUGCACACCUCAUCGCUGCUGCUCACCAAGAAGUAUAUUCUACGCCAUGAGGCGGACAAGGAUUUUCCAUUUAUGUUCGAGGGUCCAGAGAUUGUGCGCUGCGAGGGAUGCCACAUCCACUGGCGUGAUGGCUGCAAUCUCACCUUACAAACAGUUCGGCAAAAACGUCCACGCAAAGGAGCACGCAAUAUGCCAAAGGUGAUGCCACGCGAGUCCUUCUUUCGGUUCUUCUCCCCUCCUCAGGCAAUGGAUCUAUCGUUGGCCGAUGAGAAGACCAAAAUGGUGCUUGGAGCUGAUUUCGAGGUUGGCUAUUUGCUGCGCACACAAAUUGUGCCCAAAGCCAUACUCUUUUAUACCGGCGACAUUGUGGAUAAUGCCAACGACGAACUGUGCACAGCGGACAAUACAUCGGCAUCCAUAUCCUCCGGGUCGCAUGGUGACCAAGAUAACCGUAGGGAACGGGAACCAAAGGAUUAUCCCAGUAGCAGCAGUUGCAAACCUAAAUAGAAUUUUAAGAUUUCUCAUUAAUAUGC